UAUAAACAAACGCGGUGGUACAGCGCGACGUAUUUGUGAACAAUGAUUUGCGUUAGAGAUGAUUUCGUGUUUAGUUUACUAUACUAAUAUAGUGUGAACGGAGAAAGGUACUUUAGGACGUAGACCAUCCGAUUUCUGUAACAUGGAGAGGACAAAACCUUCUACUAAACCUCUUUCAAAUACAUAGUUUAUCCUGUUAGUUAGUAGCGGGUUUUAGUUGUAAUCAUGUUGACAGGAUCUAAAACCACCUUUAAAGUGAGACAAAUGGUGCCAGACAUGAAGGAGAGGAUGCUGAGUCACAGUAACUUUCAUGCACGGGGGAGAGAUGUGCUCGGCCUCUGCUGUUUACCAGGAGAGUGUGUGCUGCAGCGAGCCGUACUGGUGAGGAAGAAGCUGUCGGCUAAAGAAGGAGGUGGCUGGUUGUCUGGGACUCUGUUCUGUACUCAUUUCAGAGUGGCCUUCGUGCCUCAGGACAGCAGGAAACCUGACGACAAUGCAGAUCCUGUGCUGCUUGGAGACCAUGAUGUUGCUCUCGCCUCCAUCGACAAAGUCGUGGCAGUGGGACCAUCUCGCUCCAAACUGGUGACCCCCAGCUGUUCUCUGAAGUUCACCCCAGAGGAACUGGUGCUGUACUGCCGAGACCUGCGUGUUCUGUGCUUCCUGUUCGACAGACUCACACCAGACACCCAGGCUGAGGAGAUUACAUACACAAUUGCAAAGACCUACCAACCACUGAAACCUGGGACCAUCCUGUCCUUCCAGAAUGCUGCUUUGGGUAGUAUUGAAAUGAAGCAGUUUCUAAGCAACAGGCGGCGUGAACCUGACAUGAACUGGUUUGAGUGUUCAGCGGAUUGGGAGCAGGAGCUGGAGAGGACUGGAGCCACCGGCUGGAGGGUCAGCUCUGUCAAUGACCGCUUUGAGAUGUCCACCAGUCUUCCCAGAUUCAGUGUGGUUCCUCAGAGGGUUCUGGACACAGAGCUCAAGAAAACAUUUGCCCACUUCAAUGAGGGACGAAUCCCACGAUGGUGCUGGCGACAUCCACGUGGCAGCAACUUACUACGCAUGGCCAGCUUCCAAAAUAACAUCUACCAUGAGAAGGACGACAUCAGGAAUCUGGAGUUGGUGCUUUUUGGUGGUCAGCAGCUGUGUGUCAUUGUAGAUCUGGGAGAGGAAAUGCCAUCACCUGCAGACAUUCAACUGGCUCAUACGAGACUUCGAACACUUUGUUUGGGCGACAUUUCGUCAUCUGUAUCAGUUCCAGAUGACAAGUGGCUUUCUACACUUGAAAGCACUCGCUGGCUAGACUAUACCAGGUGCUGUCUGAGAAAAGCCGCUGAGGUUGCUUGUUUGCUCAGGGGUGGUCACAUGACUGUUGUUCUCCAAGAGCCGGAGGAUCGGGACAUGAACUGUGUGGUGUGCAGUCUGGUACAGGUGAUGUGUGACCCUCACUGCAGGACUGUUGUCGGAUUCCAGGGUCUGCUUCAGAAAGAGUGGAUAACGGCCGGACACAAAUUCCUCAGCCGGAUCAACUACCACCGGGACUGUGAUAAAGAGGAGGCCCCUGUGUUCCUGCUGUUCCUGGACUGUGUAUGGCAGCUGUGGGCGCAGUAUCCGGCACGCUUCCAGCUGACAGAAGACUACCUAUUGGCGUUGCAUGACAGUGUACAUCUUCCACUCUUCAGUAGCUUCCUAGCCAACUGCCAGAGAGAGAGAUGUCGACGUUCACAGCAUCUUCCUCAGAGCUACACGCCAGUAAAUGGCCUGAGAGAAUUACCAAUGGGGGCCCCAGAGGAGCCUGUAGACCCGCCUUUUCCUCCGGUGUGGGACUGGGCCCUGCAGUACAGCAGCCAGAGACGAGCUCGCUUCACCCAGCCCGUGUCACAGCCCGCCUGCCCUCCACCUGUACUUAACGGAAACCUCAAUACAAACCUUGACCGUAGCUGGCACAAUGAUGGACUGCCAGGUUCUGUGUUCUUGCUGUCUCGGAGCUCUUUCUCAUGUCCCUCAAACCUGCUCCCUUGGAGGAGUGGGAACUCGGGCUCUUAUUGGAAGAGCCACCGCAGGGCCCCAUCCUCUGAGGGUUUGUCUGGACUUGAGCGUCUCAUUAGAGCCUGUUCACUCUCUGAAACCUCAGACAGCACCACAACCCUCCAUGAUCCAUAUGAACCAUUGCUGCCCCUGCUGUUAGGACCCUGUGUGAGAGUUUGGAGGGGCUGCUAUUUACGGGGUGCACUACAUGCUCAGGCCUUCUCACACCCCAUGUUUUCCUGCAGCCAGCAUCCAUUAGAGCAGCUGGCCUGGGAGGUGCAGCAGCUCCGAGACAAACUGGCUCAGGCUUCAGACAGACCCCAUCAAAACCAGAGCAAGCGACGGGAGCCACAGCACCUGGAGUCCAACCUCAACCAGAAUGCCAACAAUGGGACCUUCCUCUUCUCCUCUUCCUCUAGAACAUCUCAACAACAGCCAUCGCCUGGAAGAGGAUCAGUACAGUCCUCCAUCGCACCCAGAGCACAACGGACCGCAUCAGAUCCACCCAGGGCUGCACAGAAGAAUAACGGCAAGCACACGUUCCUGUUCGGCCACCAAGAGCCUCAGUCGGUGCCGCGUUACGGUUCCUCCCCUAGUGCCAAACUCCCCAAACACAAGGGAAACUCACAUUGAUAUGUAGGAAGCAGAGACAGCACCCUCUGGUGUUUGUGGUACUGAAGCACUCUAACGGGGUUUGAAAUAUGGUACAAACUAAAAACUGAACUGAAGCCGUACAUGUUGCACACCAAGUACGUGUAUUUGAAAAAGGCUCUGUUUGAAAUUAGCUUUUUUGUAUAAGCAUCUUUAAAGUGUUGAAGGAAAAACAGCUUAGCAAAAACCGUGCAAAAUUAUCAAAAAAAGGAAAAAAGAAAAAAGCAUGAAAUUCUUCCUCCUUUUUUAACUUUAAUGAGCAAGAUGAAGUUACAUAGUCCAGAGAAAGCUGUAGUUUCAGCUGGGCUGUUUUAAAGGAAUAGUUCACCCAAAAAUGAAAAUUCUGUCAUUAUUUACUAACCCCGUAUGCAAUAAUUGUUUUCAGUUGAACACACAAAAAAGGAUUUUUUAUGUAGUUAUUUUCCAUACAACAACAGUUCAUAGUCCACAUCUGUACAAUUAGUCUACAUGACUUAUACAGUUGUGCUCAAAAGUUUGCAUACCCUUGGAGAAUUGUUAAUAUAUGUACCAUUUUUAAAGAAAACAUGAGUGAGCAGGCAAAACACAUUUCUUUUAUUUCUUACGGGAUUCAUAUUCAACUGUAGGUUAUAACAGAAUGGCACAAUCAUAAAACAAAACAUGGCAACAAAGAAAAAAAUGAAAUGACCCCUGUUCAAAAGUCUGCAUACCCUUAGUUCUUAAUACUGUGUAUUGCCCCCUUUAGCAUCAAUGUCAGCGUGCAGUCUUUUGCAAUAGUUGUCUAAGAGGCCCCAAAUUCUUGCAGGUGGUAUAGCUGCCCAUUCGUCUUGGCAAAAUGUCUCCAGGUCAUGCAAAAUCUUUGGUCGUCUUGCAUGAACCGCACGUUUGAGAUCUCCCCAGAGUGGCUCGAUGAUAUUAAUGUCAGGACACUGUGAUGGCCACUCCAGAACCUUCACCUUUUUCUGCUGUAACCACUGGAGGGUCAACUUGGCCUUGUGCUUAGGGUCAUUGUCAUGCUGGAAAAUCCAAGAGCAUCCCAUGCGCAGCUUUCGUGCAGAAGAAUGCAAAUUGUCUGCCAGUAUUUUCUGAUAACAUGCUGCAUUCAUCUUGCCAUCAAUUUUCACAAGAUUCCCCGUGCCUUUAGAGCUCAUACACCCCCAAAACAUCAGUGAGCCACCACCAUGCUUCACAGUGGGGAUGGUAUUCUUUUCACUAUAGGCCUUGUUGACCCCUCUCCAAACAUAGCGCUUAUGGUAGUGACCAUAAAGCUCUAUUUUGGUCUCGUCACUCCAAAUUACAGUGUGCCAAAAGCUGUGAGGCAUGUCAAGGUGUUGUCGGGCAUAUGGUAACCAGGCUUUUUUGUGGCAUUGGUGCAGUAAAGGCUUCUUUCUGGCAACUCUACCAUGCAGCUCAUUUUUGUUCAAGUAUCGUCAUAUUAUGCACCUUGAAACAACCACACUGUCUUUUUCCAGAGCAGCCUGUAUUUCUCUUGAGGUUACCUGUGGGUUUUUCUUUGUUUCCCGAACAAUUCUUCUGGCAGUUGUGGCUGAAAUCUUUCUUGGUCUACCUGACCUUGGCUUGGUAUCAAGAGAUCCCCGAAUUUUCCACUUCUUAAUAAGUGAUUGAACAGAUUUAACUUUUUAUAUCCUUUUCCAUCUUUAUAAAGUUCCAUUACCUUGUUACGCAGGUCUUUUGACAGUUCUUUUCUGCUCCCCAUGGCUCAGUAUCUAGCCUGCUCAGUGCAUCCACGUGAGAGCUAACGAACUCAUUGACUAUUUAUACACAGACACUAAUUGCAAUUUAAAAAGCCACAGGUGUGGGAAAUUAACCUUUAAUUGCCAUUUAAACUGUGUGUGUCACCUUGUGUGUCUGUAACAAGACCAAACAUUCAAGGGUAUGUAAACUUAUGAUCAGGGCCAUUUGGGUGAUUUCUGUUAUCAUUAUGAUUUAAAAAGGAGCCAAACAACUAUGUGAUGAUAAAUGGCUUCAUAUGAUCACUAUCCUUAAAUAAAAGACAGUGUUUUUGCAUGAUCAGUCAUAUUUUCAAAAUCAAUGCCACAAUUUCACAAUUUCUGCCAGGGUAUGCAAACUUUUGAGCACAACUGUAUGCUUUAGUCCAAAGUCUUCUAAUUUUAUAUGAUAGUUUUGGUGCAUAUAUAGCUGUUCAACCGUGACAUCAGUUUGUAAGCAAACCAGGAAGGCUAAUUCGCAUGGGUUGCCUCUGGAUUUUCCUAGGGGUUUUUAUAAUGGGGUUUUUCAACUUAUGAGUAAAAUAAGGCGAUACAUGGAUGUUUUGUUCUACUACAUAAAUUCCACACUUUAUACCUCAAAUAUGAAUUUUGAAGCCACUGUGUGUUUGACAAAAAAAAAAAAAAAAAAAAAGAAAGUAUGCAGUUCAAUACAGCUUCAAAAUUCACAUUUAAGGUAUGACUGUGUCUAAUUUAUGUUGUAUAACAAAACGUCCAUGUAUGGUCAAGUAAUGUUUACCUCAUACCUUAUUUUACUCAUUAAUUCAAAACUACGAUUAUAAAAACCCAUAGGAAAAUCCAGAGGGAACCCAUGACAAAUUCAUUUCUGGGUUUUUGGACUUCAUCCUGAAUGGCUCUGUUGGAUGUCAUCUGCAUUCAAUAACAACAUGAUUGGUUAUUAAGUGUCUUGUAACCACAUGUCAUGACAUCAAACAUGUGGCAUUAGUGCCUUAUUUGAUCUGAGAACUGAAGGGGAGGUGAAGAUUAUUAGUUUUGACUUUUUAGUACAUGACACCCUUUUUUGUAUGUCAAAUAUGUGAAGAUUAUUUAAAAAGUAUUUUUUUUGGUGUUCCACUGGAAAACUAAAUAAUAGCAUUUGCAUUUGGAACGACAUGAAGGAGAGUAAAUAAUGCAGAAUUUUUAUUUUUAGGUGAACUUCCUUUUAGUAAAUAAGAACAAAAUAAAUAGUGUAAUAAUAGUGAUAAUAGUGAACUGUGUCUGCAUGUCAGAAGUUACGUGUUUAAGUUUCAUGCCAAAAUAUUGAUUUGGUACAUACAACUUUGGUGUUUGAUCAAGUUAGUGUUUGAACUAGUUUGUGCGCUUCAUGUUUUGCUGUAGUUUAUGGUACACGCUAGUAAAAUAGCGAUUUGUGUUUCCUCAGCCAAAAAGGCGGGAAAAUGGCUGCUAUCACUUUUGCAGUUCCCUGAACUGCCACUAGACAGAGACAAAAUAAUCAAACACAUCAGCCUCCGUGUUGAGCAAAUAAUAUAUAUUCGGAUUAUGCGUUCUUGCCUCUCAAUAUUCUGAAGCAAUGGCACAAUGUUGCAUUUUUGUAUUUUAUUCUAAGUAUUAAGACAAAAUAGGAAAGAAAGAAGAGAAAAUGUCUUUCACAUUAGAAACAUUAUUUCUAUGCUGCCUCUGCCAUUUCGAUGGAUUUUAAAGUGCUAUUUCAUCAUGAGUGUACGUACUGCAGUUUUUUGAUGAGAGGGAACUCAGUGUAUAGGGACUUAAUUCUCAUGUUAAAGGACAUUUUAUAUUCUGAUUUUAUUAUUUUAUUUUCUGUGUAUUUCUGCACCCUUUCUUUUUAAAACUGGAUCAGGACCAGAACCCUUUUCAACAAGAAUGAAAAUUCUGUCAUUAUUAACUCACCCUCACAUCAUUCCUAACCCAUAUGCUGUUAUUUUUUUACUGUGGAGCACAAAAGAAAAAGAAAAAACCUUUCAUGCAGCUCUCUGGCAUGUCAUGUUCAGGGUAUGAGGAACAGCAUGGAACAGAAUGAUGACAGAAUUUUCUUUUUUGGGUGAAUCAUUUCUUUUAGUAAGAUGGAAAGCUUUCAGGCACCUACAUGAUGUGAGCUACAAGAUGGGCCAGUUCAAUUCUCUCGUGUUUUCUUGAAGAUGAGUUACGUCACAGACAUCCGACAACAGAGUGACUCCAGAUGUUUGAGUCCUCCUUUUAGUAAUUUUUAACAUAUGGUACAUGUUUAGAUUUCAUCUGGAAUUAAUCGGUCACAUACCAGUGCAGUGCAAUUGCAAAUGUGAUUUUAAGAUUAUUGAAAGGGGACAUUGCAUAAACAUAUUUAGCAAGGUUUAACAACUAAACUUUGAAUUUGAUUGGUUUCUUGAAAAUGUAUUUGAUAACUAAAAAUAAGAUGGCACAAGAAUUGCUUCCAUUAUAUGAUAAGACCCAAUGCUUGUGCUUUGAAAAGGAGUUUCAAACCCUUUAAGUUAUUCAGUAUCGUCAUAAGUCAUUUCAAUGGUUUUAUACUUUUAAUCUUUGCAUCUGCAAAACAAGUAUAGAUCAUUGCCUGUUUUAUUCUUUUUCUUUUGUAACAACCUUUAUUGGCACGUUUUAGAUAAAUAAAUGCAUCUUAUACAGUA
Messenger RNA from Myxocyprinus asiaticus (Chinese sucker), 7006 nucleotides. RefSeq names its product myotubularin related protein 11 (gene mtmr11). The record is from RefSeq and is a predicted model, not a curated record. The coding region runs from base 226 to 2661 and encodes 811 amino acids. Lineage: Eukaryota; Metazoa; Chordata; Actinopteri; Cypriniformes; Catostomidae. The transcript is spliced from 17 exons.